Messenger RNA from Loxodonta africana (African savanna elephant), 1814 nucleotides. RefSeq names its product ubiquitin like domain containing CTD phosphatase 1 (gene UBLCP1). The transcript is spliced from 11 exons. NCBI's taxonomy places the organism in Eukaryota, Metazoa, Chordata, Mammalia, Proboscidea, Elephantidae. Gene Ontology annotation, molecular function: protein serine/threonine phosphatase activity; protein binding. The record is from RefSeq and is a predicted model, not a curated record. The coding region runs from base 163 to 1119 and encodes 318 amino acids. Gene Ontology annotation, biological process: protein dephosphorylation. Gene Ontology annotation, cellular component: nucleus.
CCGGUUCAUCCGCCGGUUCCGUUCUCCGCCCUUCACUUCCGGUCGCCUUAGAUUCCACCGAGGCCACCUCUUGCGUCGGCAGCCCCCGGCUCUCCGCGGUCCAGGUUUUUUUCUUUUUUAAUAUUUUUCUGAUUGAAAACUGCCCCGUCAUAUGUUUCAAGGAUGGCUGUCCCUCUGAUAGUAAAAUGGGGUGGACAGGAAUAUUCAGUGACCACACUUUCAGAAGAUGAUACUGUGCUAGAUCUCAAACAGUUUCUCAAGACCCUUACAGGAGUGCUGCCAGAACGCCAGAAGUUACUUGGACUCAAAGUUAAAGGCAAACCUGCAGAAAAUGAUGUUAAGCUUGGAGCUCUCAAACUGAAACCAAAUACUAAAAUCAUGAUGAUGGGAACUCGUGAGGAGAGCUUGGAAGAUGUCUUAGGUCCACCCCCUGACAAUGAUGAUGUUGUCAACGACUUUGAUAUUGAAGACGAAGUAGUUGAAGUAGAAAAUAGAGAAGAAAACCUACUGAAAAUUUCUCGCAGAGUUAAAGAGUACAAAGUGGAAAUUUUAAACCCUCCCAGGGAAGGGAAAAAGCUUUUAGUACUAGAUGUUGAUUAUACAUUAUUUGACCAUAGGUCUUGUGCAGAGACUGGGGUAGAAUUAAUGCGGCCAUAUCUUCACGAGUUCCUAACAUCUGCCUAUGAGGAUUAUGAUAUUGUUAUUUGGUCUGCAACAAAUAUGAAGUGGAUUGAAGCUAAAAUGAAAGAGCUGGGAGUGAGCACUAAUGCAAACUAUAAGAUUACCUUCAUGUUGGACAGUGCUGCUAUGAUAACAGUGCACACCCCAAGGAGAGGAUUAAUAGACGUAAAACCUCUUGGUGUUAUAUGGGGAAAGUUUUCGGAGUUUUACAGCAAAAAGAACACCAUUAUGUUUGAUGACAUAGGAAGAAAUUUUCUAAUGAAUCCACAGAAUGGGCUAAAGAUAAGACCUUUUAUGAAAGCGCACCUAAAUCGAGAUAAAGACAGAGAACUUUUAAAAUUAACUCAAUACCUCAAGGAAAUAGCAAAGUUAGAUGACUUUUUGGAGCUAAACCACAAAUAUUGGGAAAGGUAUCUCUCGAAGAAGCAAGGACAGUAAUUAUAAGUUAUACUGCAGUUAUUGAAGAUACUUGAGAUCCAUGAACUUGCUUUUAUGCUGGAAAUCAUUAUGAUAGUGCAGGACACUGAGCAAAUACCAGAUUGCUUAUACUUUGUCUUCCAGUUUUUUCUAAAUUUAAUUUUAUAUUUUUUGGAGAUCAUAGCAAUAUGCUUUAAAAAUUCCAUUUUUUUCUUAUAUGUAUAUACUGUUAGCCUUGAAAAAAGUGUUUUCUCCAGCAUUGAUUACUAAGUUUUUUCCCAUUCCCUCCCCUCCCUUCCCUGCCCCCUCCCCAAAAUGGAGAAAAAUGUGUGCUCAAGAAUGUUAUUUUGUGACUUUGGAAACAAGUUAUGUGUUGUGUUUUUGUCUUAAUUGUGUUUUUGUCUCACUAACUCUAAGACCAAACCUAUCUUGAAACUAGUGUUUUUCCCUUUCAAACCAGAAAAAAAAAAAGUUAUUAAGUAAAGGACCUAGUAUUUAAAUAUGCUUAAAUUACUAACAAUCUUUUAUUCCUUUGUCGUAGACACAACUCGUCUGUACUCCACUACUUAGAUCUCUGAAUUCUGAGCUGUCUCAGUUUGGUCUGUAUGUGUGACAGUGUUCUUUAAGUAAAACUGGAAAACAUCAGCCGUGAUACAGAUAUACCAUGGUAUGAGAAAUCGAAAGCAUAAGACUAAAGAAUAAAAUAAGGAACAGGA